AAAAAAAAGUUACCUGUGACCUGCCGCACCUCCUGCCGCGGCACCUGCCGCACCUCCUGCCGCGGCACCUGCCGCACCUCCUGCCGCGGCCUGCACCUCCUGCCGGCACCUGCCGCACCUCCUGCCGCGGCACCUGCCGCACCUCCUGCCGCGGCACCUGCCGCACCUCCUGCCGCGGCACCUGCCGCACCUCCUGCCGCGGCACCUGCCGCACCUCCUGCCGCGGCACCUGCCGCACCUCCUGCCGCGGCACUGCCGCACCUCCUGCCGCGGCACCUGCCGCACCUCCUGCCGCGGCACCUGCCGCACCUCCUGCCGCGGCACCUGCCGCACCUCCUGCCGCGGCACCUGCCGCACCUCCUGCCGCGGCACCUGCCGCACCUCCUGCCGCGGCACCUGCCGCACCUCCUGCCGCGGCACCUGCCGCACCUCCUGCCGCGGCACCUGCCGCACCUCCUGCCGCGGCACCUGCCGCACCUCCUGCCGCGGCACCUGCCGCACCUCCUGCCGCG
Procambarus clarkii (red swamp crayfish) is the source of this 512-nucleotide messenger RNA. The record is from RefSeq and is a predicted model, not a curated record. Lineage: Eukaryota; Metazoa; Arthropoda; Malacostraca; Decapoda; Cambaridae.